Messenger RNA from Brassica oleracea var. oleracea, 2261 nucleotides. RefSeq lists its product as uncharacterized. The record is from RefSeq and is a predicted model, not a curated record. Gene Ontology annotation, cellular component: cytoplasm. The transcript is spliced from 7 exons. Bases 206 to 2101 code for a protein of 631 amino acids. Lineage: Eukaryota; Viridiplantae; Streptophyta; Magnoliopsida; Brassicales; Brassicaceae.
AGAGAGAGGAAACAGAAGACUUAGAGAGAGAUUGUUUGUCUGCUCCUCCUGAGAUCGCGCGUAGAAGAAGAAGAAUUAGAAUUUAAUGGAAAUUCAUUGAGACUCCAAAGCCUUUUCUCCUCCGAUCAACUUUCUUUUACUUUUUUGUUUCUCCAAAAGUUUUUCCCCGGGAAGGUUUAUAAAUUCCCCUGUUUUUCCCGCUUACAUGACAGUCCGUGUUCCGGUCCCGCCGAGCAGCAGCCAGUUACCGGCGGCGGCAACAACAGCGACAAGACGUCGCGUGGCUGAUUCUCAAGAAGAUCAUUGCCACGUCAGCACCGGAGGAGGAGGAGCAGUCGUUUACGUCCCCGGCGACGAGGAAGAAGCCACGAGCAGCAGCGGCGAGGGAGUAGGAGGAGGAUUGUCUUCGUGUGGUCAGAGUGAUUCACACCACAAUUACCUCGUCCGGUUUCUGUCUCUCCGCAAAAUCAGGCUCGUGUGGAUGCUCAUGGCGGACAACAAAUCCCAAUGGACGGCUGCUAUGUCUCGGAACGUGAGAUCCGCCACCAAUCUCGGCCGUAUGAUUCUAUCUUUGUUAGGAAUCCUCGUCGUCACUUUCUUUCUCGUCGUUGCUCUCUCCGGUGGUGGCGGCGUCGGACGACGAGGACACGUGGAGAAACACGAGUUCGUCGUUUCGAUCCAUCCCAGAAGUAACAUGGAGAAGAUCAUCAAAGAAGAAGAAUCUUCUUCCAGUUCCGUUCGAGUUCUCCUUCCUGAGAGAAACCCUAUCCCAGAGAUUUGGAAUCAACCAGACACUGGGAACUAUCAGAAAUGCGUAGCUCGUCCCAAGAACCAAAAACCAAGCAAGAAAACAAAUGGUUACCUUGUUGUUCACGCCAACGGUGGUUUGAAUCAAAUGAGAACUGGUAUAUGUGAUAUGGUCGCAAUAGCCAAAAUAAUGAACGCUGCUCUUGUUCUUCCUUUUCUUGACCAUUCAUCUUUCUGGAGUGAUCCUAGCACGUUUAAGGAUAUUUUUGACUGGAGACAUUUCAUCAAAGUACUAGCAGAGGAUGUCGACAUUUUCGAGUAUUUACCUCAAGAGUUUGCUUCUAUCAAGCCUCUUGAAAAGAAUCCUGUCUCCUGGUCCAAGGCUAGUUAUUACAGAAACUCUAUGACAAAGUUACUGAAGAAGCAUAAGGUGAUCGUAUUCAACCACACUGAUUCUCGUCUAGCUAACAACAGCCCCCCUCCCUCGAUCCAGCGUCUUAGAUGUCGGGCCAACUAUGAAGCUCUUCGUUACUCUCCAGAGAUAGAGAAUCUAAGCAAAGUUCUCUCUUCUAGACUUAGACAAAACGAUGAACCCUACCUUGCUCUUCACUUGAGGUACGAGAAAGAUAUGUUGGCGUUUACUGGAUGCAACCACAGUCUAACCUCUGAGGAAUCAAUCGAUCUUGAGGAGAUGAGGUAUAGCAUUCCGCACUGGAAAGAAAAAGUGAUCAACGGUACAGAGCAGCGUCUCGAAGGUAACUGCCCCAUGACGCCGCGCGAAGCUGCCGUGUUCCUCAAGGCAAUGGGGUUCCCUUCGACCACGAAGAUCUACAUUGUCGCAGGAAAGAUCUACGGCCAAAACAGUAUGAAUGCAUUCCACCAAGAGUUUCCAAACGUUUUCUUUCACUCCACGUUAGCUACCGAGGAAGAGCUUUCCACUAUCAAACCUUACCAGAACAGAUUAGCUGCUCUUGAUUACAAUUUAGCACUCGAAAGCGACGUUUUCGCUUAUACUUACGAUGGAAACAUGGCCAAAGCGGUUCAGGGUCACCGUCGAUUCGAAGGGUUUAGAAAAACGAUUAAUCCUGAUAGGCUAAGCUUUGUGAAUUUGAUUGACCGGCUCGAUGCGGGACUCAUGUCUUGGGAAGAUUUUUCGUCGGAGGUUAAGAGAAUAAAUGGGAAAAGGUUAGGAGCUCCGUAUCUUAGACGGCCAGGAAAGGCAGGGUUGAGUACAAAGUUGGAGGAGAAUUUUUAUGCAAACCCUCUUCCGGGUUGCUUGUGUGACACUUCUGAGGAACCAACCGGUCUGAACCGGUUUGAAAGACCAAGUUUACGAGCACAAGCUCUGAGAUAACCGGAGGUGUAGGUGUUUAAACUGGUACUACUUAAAUUACACGAGGAAAUCACAUGUUUUGGCCUUUUUUUUGGUUUUUAUGUAAUUAGGUUUAUUAAAACGUUAAUUCUAAUUGUAUUAGGAACUUGGAGAAACAUCUUCAAGGCCAGCAAUAUGUAAG